AUGUCUCGCUGCUUCCCAUUUCCACCGCCUGGAUAUGAGAAAAAGGCUAGACCGAAUGAUGUCAACUUGAUAAUAAAGGAGAAGCAAAAAGAGAAAAAACAUAAGAGGGAUAAAGACAAGAAAGAAAGAAGUGAGAGGAAGGAAAAGGGGAGGAGUGAAGAUAAACGCCGAGAAAAGAAAGAACGAAAGCAAAAGCAGCACGGAGACAGGAAGGAUAAGGAGAAACAUAAAGAUAAAUAUAGGACUUCAGAAGAGAAUCAAAAUGGAGAGAAGCUUGGUCCAAUUUGUGAACUGGGUAAUACAAUUCCAAAUUCAAAAUCUUUUGUUGAAUUGCAAGUUGAAAAUGACUGUGGAGCGACAGACAGUCAAAUGGUUGGGGAAAUCGUUCACUCAGAUCAAAAAAGUGCCAAGUUGCCGGAGAGGGUGGAAGAGAGCGAUAAGAGAGAGUAUGCGAGGAUGGUUAAUGGAGAAAGUCUUGAAAUUAAUGCCAUGGGUUUGGAAAAUGGUAGGGUUUCAAUUUUUUCUGGAGAAAAUCGAAAAAAGGUUGAACGAAGUCGCCAGUUGGAGAAAGGAAAGGGAGAAAAAGAAAAGAAAAAGCACAAGGCUAGCGAUGGUAAAAGAGAUGGGCAUAAGAAUAUAGAACGAGACAAAAAAAGUAAAUCGAAGGACAAAGUCGGGGAAAAGGAGAAGGAAAAGGAAAAGGAGAAGGUGAAGGUGAAGGAGAGAAGUAAAGAACUGAGUAAACAAAGAGAAAGCAAUUGUAAUCUACUAGAUGUUCAUAACAAGCCAUCAGACCUUUUGAAGGAGAGUGGCAGCCAGGGAAGUCUUGGAAAACGGAAGGAGCCUGAAUUAAAUGGAUUUUCACACUACAAUGGAAUCCCGCUUAAUAAACUGCCCAGUGCUAUCUCUUUCUCUCAUCAAGUCAUACAAAAUGGAAUCAGCAUAAAUUCUUCACAAAAUACUGCUAACUUGGCUGUGGAGAAAGCGGGAUUCCAAAAUCAUGCUGUCAAUAUUAAUAACUUACCCUCUCUAUCAGUUGGAAAUGGAAUGAAGCUUGAACAUGGUCAAACUGCAAAUCAUUUCUCUGCCGAGAAGCGGGCAGCCACUAGUAAUUAUGUGGUUAAUAACAGCCUCGUCUUCUCACACCCUGUUUCGGGAAUUAGCAAAAAGACCGAACCUUGUCGAACUGCAAGUAAGGUAGAAAAUUUGCGGCAGGGGCUGGUCAAUACCCACAAGGCCCAAGACAAGGUUUCAACCUCAAUUCUAAAUGCAGAAAGUGGAAGAACGGAAAUCAUUCAACCGAACAUCCACAUGGCACAAGAGUCUCAGGGGGUAAUUAUCAAGCAUAAGAUGGAUAACAAAGAUUCCCGAGUGAAUGGCAUAAUAGAGACUGAACAAUACGCUUCUUCAAGCACUCCAUCUGCUUCUUUGAAAGUUAAGGAGAAUAGUUUGAAACUUGCCCAUCCCUAUUCCAAAAAUUUGAGCCAGAUACUCAAAAGUAAAGAUUCCCAGGUGAAUGGCUUGAUAGAACCUAAACAAUAUGCUUCUUCAAGCACUCCAUCUGCUUCUCUGAAAGUUAAGGAGUAUACCGGGAAACCUCCCCAUCCCGAUUCCAAAUAUUUGAGCCAGAUACUCACUGUACCUAAUGUAGAAUGGCCUGACUUUGAUGAUCAGGAGUGGCUUUUUGGUAGCGAGGGUUCUAGGGCAAAGAUGCCAAAAAUUGCUUCCAAUCACAUUGAGGGGAUGAAGGUAUGGGCAGAAGCAAUGCCUGUCAAGUCUGCUGAUGUUAUUGCUCUGCCAUAUGUCAUUCCAUACUAG
Fraxinus pennsylvanica is the source of this 1818-nucleotide messenger RNA. The record is from the annotation of a GenBank genome assembly. Lineage: Eukaryota; Viridiplantae; Streptophyta; Magnoliopsida; Lamiales; Oleaceae.